ACUGGGGAUAUUUUUUGUUCUGGGAUAGCUACGCUCCUCUGAAGGUUCCAAUAGUUGCUUUACCGCCCUCUCUCGAAACCUCUCCAGCUGUGUCUCCAAAACCCUCUUCUAGGGUUUGGGCUGUGCUCCCCAGAGGGAGGGUUGAAGCUGGAGCCAAUGUUAACGGCGCUUCCAAGAAGUCCAAGCAAGAAAUGGACUCCUUAUCAUCUGGUGUAGGAAGCAAAUCGAAGCCAUGUACCAAGUUUUUCAGCACUGCUGGCUGCCCGUUUGGUGAGAGCUGCCACUUCUUGCACUAUGUUCCAGGUGGUUAUAACGCUGUUGCCCAGAUGAUGAAUUUGACACCAGCUGUGCCUCCGGCGUCUAGAAAUUUUGCUGUCCCUCCACCUAUCCCCAAUGGGACCGCACCACCCACUGUUAAAACCCGCAUAUGCAAUAAAUACAAUACUGCUGAGGGCUGUAAGUUUGGUGACAAGUGUCACUUUGCCCAUGGUGAAUGGGAACUUGGUAAGCCUAUUGCUACAUCAGUGGAUGAUCAUCGUACUAUGGGACCUAUUUCCAGCCGCUCAGCUUCUCGGAUGGAGCCUCCUCCAGGUCCUGUUGGUAGUUUUGGUGCCAAUGCCACUGCUAAGAUCAGUGUUGAAGCUUCAUUGGCCGGAGCUAUCAUAGGAAAGGGUGGUGUGAACUCGAAGCAGAUCUGCCGCCAAACAGGAGCCAAACUUACAAUUCGGGAUCAUGAGUCAGAUCCAAAUUUAAGGAACAUCGAACUUGAAGGUAGUUUUGAGCAAAUUAAGAAUGCGAGCAACAUGGUAAAAGAGUUGCUGGUGACAUUAUCAAUAUCGGCGCCACCUAAAACUCAUGGCGUUUCCGGAGCACCAGGUUCACAUGGAAGUAACUACAAGACGAAGCUGUGCGAGAAUUUUGCUAAAGGAUCUUGCACCUUUGGGGAAAGAUGUCACUUUGCGCAUGGGGCUGCCGAAUUACGUAAAGCAGGAGUAUGAAUUUCACCGUGAUUGGAUACGAUUUGUUUUCGGCCUUGUACUAGGCAGCGAUCCUGUCAUUGUUGUGCAUUGCCAAUUAGUGGUACUGACUGAAUCUCCUCUAUUAGGGUUUUUCUCCUGACUUCUUGUCGGCCUUUCUAAUUGCCAAAUUUUCCAUUAUCUUCGUUUUAGAA
Molecule: messenger RNA, 1171 nt
Organism: Prosopis cineraria
Lineage: Eukaryota; Viridiplantae; Streptophyta; Magnoliopsida; Fabales; Fabaceae
Product: zinc finger CCCH domain-containing protein 14-like
Exons: 5
Coding region: 192-998 (268 amino acids)
Molecular function (GO): mRNA binding; metal ion binding
Source: RefSeq, a predicted model, not a curated record